This is a messenger RNA of Cladocopium goreaui, 1089 nucleotides long. Lineage: Eukaryota; Dinophyceae; Suessiales; Symbiodiniaceae. The record is from the annotation of a GenBank genome assembly.
AUGGCGGAUGAUGAUGACCACACCUUCGAGAAAGCGGAAGCUGGCGCUUCCGCCACUUACCCCAUGCAGGCAGGUGAGAUUCGCAAGGGCUCCCAUUUGAUGAUCAAGGGACGCCCCUGCAAGUGCGUGGAGGUCUUGACCUCGAAGACUGGAAAGCACGGCCACGCAAAAGCGCACAUUGUGGCCAUUGACAUCUUCACAGGCAAGAAGAUGGAAGACCUUUGCCCAACUUCUCACAACUUGGAAGUGCCAUUCGUCAAGCGUACUGAGUGGCAGGUCUGCGCAGCUGAUCCAGACUCUGGUGAAGUGAGCCUCAUGCAGGAGUCCGGAGAGAUCAAGGAAGACUUGAACUUACCCACCUUCGUCAAGAUUGGUGAGCCCACGGAUGAGGACAAGAAGGUCGUUGUGGAUCUGCUUGCCGGACUGGACAGUGGAAAGGACGUCUUCGCAGUGGUUCAAGCUGCCUGCGGCGAGGAGAAGAUUGUGAGCGUCAAGCACUUUUUCGGGUGCCGGGCCUUUGAAGUCGCUUCCUUCGUCACUUUGUCACUGUGUCGAGGCCUCAGGAUCAAUGGAUUCGAAGAAAUGGCGGAUGAUGAUGACCACACCUUCGAGAAAGCGGAAGCUGGCGCUUCCGCCACUUACCCCAUGCAGGCCGGUGAGAUCCGUAAGGGCUCUCAUUUGAUGAUCAAGGGACGCCCCUGCAAGUGCGUGGAGGUUUCUACCUCGAAGACAGGAAAGCACGGCCACGCAAAAGCGCACAUUGUGGCCAUUGACAUCUUCACAGGCAAGAAGAUGGAAGACCUUUGCCCAACUUCUCACAACUUGGAAGUGCCAUUCGUGAAGCGUACUGAGUGGCAGGUCUGUGCUGCUGAUCCGGACUCAGGAGAAGUCAGCCUCAUGCAGGAGUCUGGCGAGAUCAAGGAAGACUUGAACUUGCCCACCUUCGUCAAGAUUGGUGAGCCCACGGAUGAGGACAAGAAGGUCGUUGUGGAUCUGCUUGCCGGACUGGACAGUGGAAAGGAUGUCUUCGCAGUGGUCCAAGCUGCCUGCGGCGAGGAGAAGAUUGUGAGCGUCAAGGUGAACGGAUAA